AUGAGUGAGAUCCAAGCGGAAUCAGAUCAAGUGCAGGUGAAAACAGAACCUUCAGUCAUUGCAGAUUCUCCUACAGAAGUCUCGAAUUCCAAUACAGAGAAUCUACCGGGAAAUGACCGUGAGGAUUCUCCGGACUCGAGCAUUGCCUAUGAUGAAGAUGGAAUGCCUGUUCCGAAUGGAAUCGAGGAUGUCAAAGAGGAAGAUCUUCAUGAAGGUGGUGAAUCACUAAAUUUAGAUCUCUCCAGAGCGGGUAAUCAGGUGUGGCUGGUUAAACUCACCCCACAACUUGCAGAUAUAUGGAAGAACAAUAGCUUUCUAGAUGGACAAGACUUGGGUCAAAUUAAGAUUCAAAAAGGAACGUCUCCACCGAAAAUCUUCUUGGACUUGAACGAUAAGAUGCCUGAGCAUAGUAAUGUUGACAAGGAGUACCAACUAAGGCUUACAAAGCAGGUUGUAGAGAACGAAUACAUCUUCAACGAGACUGAGUUUGAUCAUUUCAAGCAUAGAUUGAUGUACAGAACACAGGUUGUGGACAUGCCCUAUCAACCGAAGCUGCGAAGUAUGAACAACGAAGCACUGAAUCAUGCAGCUACAUGGACAAGACGAACAAAGCCAUCGCAGAGAGAGCUGCCAGAAUCAGGAAUGGGUACAACUAGGAUACAGAGUAACAGACGUCAUUCAAGGUUCAAGAAGUUUGUUCCAUAUGCUAAAACUAUUCCUAAGAAGACACAGAUGGUAGGAAAAGUCGUUCAUGAAUGCCAAGUGAUACCAGCAAGACUUGCUUCCAACAACAAGUUGAAAUUGGUUGCACAGAAAAGACGGUUGGCACAUAUGGUUAAGAAAAGACGUAUCAACUACUUGAAAAAUGCCAAUACAGGUAUAUUACAAGGUAGGGCAGGUCCUAACAUUCAUACGGGUGCCACAAUCACACUUUCCAGAGACUUGGCAGCUAAAAAGGAGGCAGCCAAAUCCGAAGGUAGAGCAUCUCGUAUGGAUAAGGAGGUGUUGAUGAAGAUCUUGUUUGAUCUAUUUAAUAAAUAUGACUACUGGACUAUGAAGGGAUUGAAGGAGAAAACCAAUCAACCGGAGGCCUACUUAAAGGAAUGUUUAGAGAACAUAGCUGUGAUGGAAAGAAAAGGACCGUAUGCAUUAAAGUACAGGUUAAAGGAAGAAUACAGAAAGAGUAGGGAAGUGGAAAGAAAGGCUCAACAAGGCUUUGAUUUGGAUGACAUAGAUUUGGAUAAGAGGGAUGAUGACGAUGACAACGACGAUGAUGACGACGAUAUCGAGAUGGAGGACGUGGCCAACAUAUAG
This is a messenger RNA of Brettanomyces nanus, 1314 nucleotides long. RefSeq lists its product as uncharacterized. Gene Ontology annotation, cellular component: transcription factor TFIIF complex. The transcript has a single exon. Gene Ontology annotation, biological process: transcription initiation at RNA polymerase II promoter; transcription by RNA polymerase II. NCBI's taxonomy places the organism in Eukaryota, Fungi, Ascomycota, Pichiomycetes, Pichiales, Pichiaceae. Bases 1 to 1314 code for a protein of 437 amino acids. The record is from RefSeq and is a predicted model, not a curated record.